Messenger RNA from Chenopodium quinoa (quinoa), 1221 nucleotides. RefSeq names its product aldehyde dehydrogenase family 2 member B4, mitochondrial-like. The transcript has 3 exons. NCBI's taxonomy places the organism in Eukaryota, Viridiplantae, Streptophyta, Magnoliopsida, Caryophyllales, Amaranthaceae. Gene Ontology annotation, molecular function: oxidoreductase activity. The coding region runs from base 751 to 1032 and encodes 93 amino acids. The record is from RefSeq and is a predicted model, not a curated record.
AAUUUGGUAUAUUCUAUGUUUUUUUUUAAAUCAAACUGAUUUUUCGAUUAGAUUUUUUUGAGUUUUGAUUUGAAUCAGUUUUGUGGAGUAGUCCUGAGCUGCAUUUGUGUGAUUUUGCUUGAUUUUAGUAGAUUAGGUUUUUUUAUGUAAUUUUGGGUCGAUUUUCUUAUGUCACGAAUUCAAUUGAGUUGUAUGUAGCAGUAAUUACGCUUUAUUUGAGCUAUUUCAUGCUUAUUCGCGUUUCAUAUGAGUGUAAUUAUGUCAAAAUUUGACUUAAUUUCUUUGUAUGGAAUUCUUUGAUCUACAUUUGUGUAUAUUUUUGUUGAUUUGAGUAAAUUAGGUUUUUUUUUUUGUGAUUUUAGCUUGAUUUUGCAUCUUUGAUCGUAGAACUUGGAUAAUUGCUGGUUUUUUUACAGUCGAAUAAUGAUAAUUUAGGUUUUAGUUGUUAAUUGAUUGAUAAUCGACUUGGGAAAGUGAUUGUUGAUGUUGCUGAAGGAGAUGCCGAAGAUGUGAACAGAGUAGUAUCUGCUGCUCGGAAAGCAUUUGAUGAAGGACCAUGGCCAAAGAUGACUGCUUAUGUAACUAAAUUUCCGAAAAUUCGUGAAAUUAUACUUCGAUUUUACGUUGUAAAUAUUCCUUAAGCCAACUUUACUGUUGAUCUACUGCAGGAAAGAUAAAAAAUCCUUUUGAAGUUUGCAGAUCUUAUUGAAAAGCAUAAUGAUGCAAUUGCUGCUUUAGAAACAUGGGAUAAUGGAAAGCCUUAUGAGCAAGCUGCCAAUAUUGAAAUACCUAUGGUUGCACGCCUUUUCCGGCACUAUGCUGUUAAGUUGGGCAGAUAAGAUACGUUGUCUCACCAUUCCUGCUGAUGGACCGUAUCAUGUACAGACUCUGCAUGAACCAAUUGGUGUAGCAGGGCAGAUUAUUCCAUGGAACUUUCUACAGAAGCCGCGGCAGCAAGGUAUGGAAUCCAAGUGGCUUAUAGAUUGGGUGUUGCUUGUCUAUGGUUGGAGGUUACCAUCAAAAUUAAUAUAGUUAUCUUAUCUUUUUAUAUAGUGACCUUUAUGUAAAUCUGGUCAAAAUUGAUAUAGUUACCCUACUUUUGUAUAUAGUGACUUCUUUGAGAAUAUGAUCAGAAUUGAUGUACUUACCCUAUUUUUGUAUAUAGUGACCUUAAUGUAAAUGUUGUAAAAAUUGAUAUAUUUACCUUAUUUUUGUAUAUAA